AUGCAAAUGUAUAAUGCAAAAAAGCCUCCUUCCUUCUCUCUAAACGGAAGACACUACAAGCCAGAAAGUAACUGGAACGCCGUUUCAUCGAAGUUCCGCGGCUGCCCAAGCAGACACCACAUGGCGAUUUCUCGACACCCUUCUCAGCAUACAUUUAUAGUAAGCACAUACCUUGGCUUUGUUGUAUGUGAGGAUUAUAACAACACUCAAAUUCUAUCAGAACUUUCGACUGAAAAAAUGCAUGUUACAUCUGUCGAUUUCAGCACAACUGAGCAGCCAGAAGCGCUUAUUACGUUUACGCUUGGUCAUAUCUUAUUAAUUGACCCAAUAAAAAGAAGGCGAGGAAAGGUCACAUGGCUUAACACACAAAGAAACAUUUAUUCACCAAGACCUCCUAUUGUGUGCAGAUGAUACAACGAAAAAGAGUUCAUAGUUCUCUUUGAUGAUAAUACCAUGUGAAAGUUUUCAAAAGAGUUCGAAAUAGAAAGCGAAAGAUCGACUCGGUAUUUGACUGAGAGGCUAAAAGAAGCGAGAAAUUCGCUCGUCGACUUUAUUUCGUUCGAUUACCCAAGAAAUGAUGGAAGUCCAACUUCACUGUGAAAAUUUUAUUGUGGGAGGAUCAGAGAUCUGAGGUUUGCGAAUAAAGUAGGGCCAAACCAAUCUCUUUUCGCCUUGAUUACUGAUGAAGGUCAGCUGAAAAUUUUUGAUUUUGAAAGAGCUGUGUCGCUUGUGUCGUUUUAUUCGUAUUUUGCAGGAUUUUUAUGCAUGUCUUGGAGUUCGGAUAAUUCAGUUAUCGUCACAGGUGGGGAAGAUGACAGCAUUUCAGUGUGAAGUUUGGAGCUACGAAAACUGAUUCACAGAGGCGAAGGACACAGCAGCUGAGUUUCUGCAGUAGCCAUUGCGACAGAAAUUGACAAUAGCUACACAGUAUGAUCUGCAGGACAAGAUGGUAAGCUCCUGGUGUGAAAUUUUAUGAAGGAAGAACGAAGUGAAAUAGCAAAUGGGUAUGAGAUGAAGGACCAUGUAAGCUAUCCAAUGAGGAAUGAGUUUCCUAUUAUGCAGCCAGUUUUAGAUUUAGAAAUCAGCUCAGAUCCAUUACAGGCUCUUGAUGUUUAUGAAGGUAGUGUUUUUGUAUGUGACAGUAUGGGAAAUAUCAAUAGGUGGGUUGAACAAGAAAAUUAA
Blepharisma stoltei is the source of this 1182-nucleotide messenger RNA. The record is from the annotation of a GenBank genome assembly. NCBI's taxonomy places the organism in Eukaryota, Ciliophora, Heterotrichea, Heterotrichida, Blepharismidae.